Piliocolobus tephrosceles (Ugandan red Colobus) is the source of this 960-nucleotide messenger RNA. It is a transcript of the gene BATF, whose product is annotated as basic leucine zipper ATF-like transcription factor. Gene Ontology annotation, molecular function: RNA polymerase II cis-regulatory region sequence-specific DNA binding; DNA-binding transcription factor activity, RNA polymerase II-specific. Lineage: Eukaryota; Metazoa; Chordata; Mammalia; Primates; Cercopithecidae. The transcript is spliced from 3 exons. Gene Ontology annotation, biological process: regulation of transcription by RNA polymerase II. Bases 259 to 636 code for a protein of 125 amino acids. The record is from RefSeq and is a predicted model, not a curated record. Gene Ontology annotation, cellular component: nucleus.
GAGUUACCAGAAACCACAAGAGAGAGAGAGAGCGUGCAAGCCCCAAAGCGAGCGACAUGUCCCUUUGGGGAGCAGUCCCUCUGCACCCCAGAGUGAGGAGGACGCAGGGGUCGGAGGUGGCUACAGGGCAGGCAGAGGAGGCACCUGUAGGGGGUGGUGGGCUGGUGGCCCAGGAGAAGUCAGGAAGGGAGCCCAGCUGGUGACAAGAGAGCCCAGAGGUGCCUGGGGCUGAGUGUGAGAGCCCGGAAGAUUUCAGCCAUGCCUCACAGCUCCGACAGCAGUGACUCCAGCUUCAGCCGCUCUCCUCCCCCUGGCAAACAGGACUCAUCUGAUGAUGUGAGAAGAGUUCAGAGGAGGGAGAAAAAUCGUAUCGCUGCCCAGAAGAGCCGACAGAGGCAGACACAGAAGGCCGACACCCUGCACCUGGAGAGCGAAGACCUGGAGAAACAGAACGCGGCUCUGCGCAAGGAGAUCAAGCAGCUCACGGAGGAACUGAAGUACUUCACGUCGGUGCUGAACAGCCACGAGCCCCUGUGCUCCGUGCUAGCCGCCAGCACGCCCUCGCCCCCCGAGGUGGUGUACAGCGCCCACGCCUUCCACCAGCCUCAUGUCAGCUCCCCGCGCUUCCAGCCCUGAGCUUCCGAUGCAGGGAGAACAGAGCCUCGGGAGGGGCACACAGACUGUGGCAGCGCUGCGCCCAUCCCGCAGAGGAGCCUGUCGACCUGGAGACCCGGAGACAGAGGCCUGGACAAGGAGUGAACACGGGAACAGUCACGACUGGAAGGGCGUAAAGCCUCCCAACAGUGGCGCAGCGUUUCGGGGGGCGUGUGCUGGACCCCCCCACUGUGGGUUACAGGCCCAAUGCGGAAGAGUAUCAAGCAAGAUGCUCAAGUCCCAUGGCACAGAGCAAGGCGGGCAGGGAAGGGUUAUUUUUCUAAAUAAAUGCUUUAAAAGAAACCA